AUGAGUGUGAAUCAGAAGUUGACAAAAGAUAAGCAUGGAAAAGAUGUAGACCCAAGUCUCUAUAGAAGCAUGAUUGGAAGUUUGCUCUAUCUCACAACUAGCAGGCCAGACAUCUCUUUCAGUAUUGGAGUUUGUGCAAGAUAUCAAGCAACACCAAUGGAAUCUCAUUUGAAACCUGUUAAGCGUAUUAUCAGAUAUGUUCAUAGUACUGCAAAAUAUGGAAUUUGGUAUUCAAAAGACUCCAACUCACAUCUUGCAGGUUAUAGUGAUGCAAAUUGGGAAGGAAAUAUUGAUGAUAGAAAGAGCACCUCAGGAGGAUGUUUCUAUCUCGGUAAUAACUUAGUCACAUGGUAUAGCAAGAAACAAAGUUCGAUUUCACUAUCCCCUGCCAAGGUUGAAUACAUAGCACCAGAAAGUUGUCGUACACAAUUAUUGUCGAUGAAGCAAAUGCUCGAGGAUUAUGGCCUACAACAAGGGGUGUUGACUAUAUUUUGUGACAACAAAAGUGCUAUUGAUAUCUUCAAGAAUCCUGUCCAACACUCUCGUACCAAACAUAUUGAUCUUUGA
Messenger RNA from Dioscorea cayenensis subsp. rotundata (Guinea yam), 567 nucleotides. RefSeq names its product secreted RxLR effector protein 161-like. The coding region runs from base 1 to 567 and encodes 188 amino acids. NCBI's taxonomy places the organism in Eukaryota, Viridiplantae, Streptophyta, Magnoliopsida, Dioscoreales, Dioscoreaceae. The record is from RefSeq and is a predicted model, not a curated record. The transcript has a single exon.